This is a messenger RNA of Balaenoptera musculus (blue whale), 1360 nucleotides long. RefSeq names its product phospholipase A and acyltransferase 1 (gene PLAAT1). Gene Ontology annotation, biological process: N-acylphosphatidylethanolamine metabolic process. Gene Ontology annotation, molecular function: glycerophospholipid phospholipase A1 activity; A2-type glycerophospholipase activity. The record is from RefSeq and is a predicted model, not a curated record. The transcript is spliced from 8 exons. NCBI's taxonomy places the organism in Eukaryota, Metazoa, Chordata, Mammalia, Artiodactyla, Balaenopteridae. Gene Ontology annotation, cellular component: cytoplasm. The coding region runs from base 447 to 1214 and encodes 255 amino acids.
GCUCCUCUAUCUAGAACCAGACCUUUGUCAGGGACAGGGCAGGGCAAGUGGGGAGGGGAAUGGGCUGCCCGAGGGAGUCGUGUCUUUAAGGAAGGCCCCAUCGGACGGAGCCAGGGACCAGGAUCCUUUCUGCUGCCUCAGAGGAAUUUGUGUAGAGUGAGGAGGGGCGCGCUCCUAGUGGACGCAAUGUGUAUUCAUGCUCGCAAACAUUUCUGGGCUCAACAAGACAAGUUAACGGUACAACCGCCGCGCCUAGACUAGCCCUUGGUACCGGGAAAGUUUGAUGCAGGAACGUCCCAGUGGCGGGGCAGGGUGUCCUCGUGGGAGAACAGAGUCCAUGGGGAAAGAGAGACUCGCUUUCCCGUGUGACACAGCUAUCAAGUGGCAGAACCAGGACCGGACCUCGUCUUGCUUACUAAGGCCUUCUAUCCACCGUCCUCACUGAAAUGAGUGUGAAUAAUGAUAUAAACAUACCCAUCAAUAUGAUGAACUCCCCAACCUUCCAAGUUGUCCCCCUUCUGCAUCAACCACCUUGCACUGUUUUGGGAAUCAGAAAUGAGGAAUCAGACAGUGGAGUCCAGUGUCCCUGGGUCUGCACAGCACAGUUCAGCACAAGGAAGAAAGGUCCUGUGUCCUACACUAUGCCUGAAUAUCUGACUGGACACUCAUCUGAGCCUGGAACUUGUGUCCGCUUAAAGCACAGAAUGGCGUUUAAUGAUUGCUUUAGUUUGAACUAUCCUGGCAACCCUCAGCCAGGUGACUUGAUUGAAGUGUUUCGUCCUGGCUAUCAACACUGGGCACUGUACUUGGGUGACGGAUAUGUUAUCAACAUAGCACCUCUAGAUGAUGGCAUUUCUGCAUCGUUUACAAGUGCCAAGUCUGUAUUCAGCAGAAAGGCCUUGGUGAAGAUGCAGCUUUUGAAGGAUGUUGUGGGAAAUGACACAUACAGAAUAAACAAUAAAUACGAUGAAACAUACCCACCACUCCCUGUGGAAGAAGUCAUGCAACGGUCAGAGUUUGUUGCUGGACAGGAGGUGGAGUAUGACUUAUUUGUCAACAACUGUGAGCAUUUUGUGACUUUGCUCCGCUAUGGAGAAGGAGUUUCAGAGCAGGCCAACCGAGCAAUAAGUACCAUUGGGUUUGUGACAGCUGCUGCUGGUGCCUUCUCUUUCCUUGGCUUGUUUCCAAAAAGACUAAGACCAAAAUACUAUUAAUUUACUGAAGAGAUUGGAGCUGAAGGAAUUUGUGAGGAGGAAUAAAAAACCUGGGAUGAAUACUUAUUUGCAAUGUAUCAUUAUUGUUCCAAAUUCCAAUGAUGGAUGGCAGGCUCUUUAAUAAAUUGCUUACUGGUAUUAUCUCA